Pistacia vera is the source of this 3462-nucleotide messenger RNA. Its product is annotated as polyribonucleotide nucleotidyltransferase 2, mitochondrial. The transcript has 16 exons. Gene Ontology annotation, biological process: mitochondrial RNA 3'-end processing; mitochondrial mRNA catabolic process. Gene Ontology annotation, molecular function: polyribonucleotide nucleotidyltransferase activity; 3'-5'-RNA exonuclease activity; RNA binding. The coding region runs from base 50 to 2890 and encodes 946 amino acids. NCBI's taxonomy places the organism in Eukaryota, Viridiplantae, Streptophyta, Magnoliopsida, Sapindales, Anacardiaceae. The record is from RefSeq and is a predicted model, not a curated record. Gene Ontology annotation, cellular component: mitochondrion; chloroplast stroma; cytosol.
ACUACAAAAUCACAGUCACAUUCGAGCUCCGUUCUCUUUCAAUCCAUCAAUGUCCUCAUUGGCCACCAAAACCCACCCGCUUCUAACCUCUCUUCCGAACUUCCUCACAUGGCGAGCCCUCGGCUUCCGCACAAUCUGCAGCGGUCGCCUUGGCUUCGCCUCCUCCGACCCCGGCCCUGACCCGCCCGCCCCGCCCGUGGCAGGUACCAAGGUUCUAGAAACCUUCAAAGAAGAGUUCGAAAUUGGAUCACGCUUAAUCACCCUUGAGACUGGAAAAAUUGCCCGCUUCGCAAAUGGAGCUAUCGUUUUGGGCAUGGAUGAGACCAAGGUUUUGUCCACCAUUACCUCCGGUAAAGGAGACGCAGUUCGCGAUUUUUUGCCUCUCACUGUUGAUUAUCAAGAGAAACAAUAUGCCCAAGGUAUGAUUCCAACUACUUUCAUGCGGAGGGAGGGUGCUCCUAAAGAACGAGAACUUUUAUGUGGUCGUCUCAUUGAUCGGCCCAUACGACCACUAUUUCCAGCAGGAUUUUACCAUGAGGUUCAGGUAAUGGCAAGUGUUCUUUCAUCUGAUGGGAAACAAGAUCCAGAUGUAAUGGCAGCUAAUGCAACAUCCGCUGCUCUUAUGUUAUCAGAUAUUCCUUGGGGUGGUCCCAUCGGUGUUAUACGUAUUGGGAGAAUUGCUGGACAGUUUAUUGUCAACCCAACCGUGGAUGAGCUUAACUUGAGUGAUCUCAACUUAGUAUAUGCCUGUACAAAGGACAAAACUUUGAUGAUAGAUGUGCAGGCACGUGAGAUCUCAGAGAAAGAUCUAGAAGCUGGAUUAAGACUAGCUCAUCCUGAGGCGGUUAAAUACCUUGAACCUCAAAUCAAACUGGCUGCGAAAGCAGGAAAACAUAAGAAGGAAUAUAAAUUGUCAAUGAUCUCAGAUAGAGCUUUGGAGAAAGUCAGUAACCUUGCUGCAGCACCUAUUGAAGCUGUUUUUACUGAUCCAUCAUAUGGCAAGUUUGAACGUGGAGAGGCUUUAGAAAAGAUUGCACAAGAAGUGAGAAAAGUUCUUGAAGAAGAGUGUGAUGAAGAAAGCUUAAGUGUCCUACCAAAGGCAGUAGACACUGUGAGGAAAAAGGUUGUCCGCAAAAGGAUUAUUGCAGAAGGCUUCAGGGUUGAUGGGAGACAUCUUAAUGAAGUUAGGCCUGUUUAUUGUGAAGCUGGUAAUUUACCUAUAUUGCAUGGAUCAGCACUUUUUUCUCGGGGAGAUACCCAGGUCCUUUGUACUGUGACACUUGGAUCACCUGCAGAUGCUCAACGAUUGGACUCCCUGGUUGGCCCCCCAACAAAGCGAUUCAUGCUUCACUACAGUUUUCCACCUUUUUCAAUCAAUGAAGUUGGUAAACGACUUGGCCUAAAUAGGCGUGAAGUCGGUCAUGGAACUCUUGCAGAGAAAGCUCUGCUUGCUGUGUUGCCUCCUGAAGAUGGUUUUCCAUAUACUGUCCGUGUGAAUUCAGAGGUCAUGGCCUCUGAUGGUUCAACAUCCAUGGCAACUGUCUGCGGAGGCAGUAUGGCUUUGAUGGAUGCUGGUAUUCCAGUACGAGAACAUGUAGCUGGUGUUUCAGUUGGUCUUGUCAGUGAAGUUGAUCCAUCAACUGGUGAAAUUAAGGACUACCGUAUAUUGACUGAUAUAUUGGGUCUGGAAGAUCAUUUAGGAGACAUGGACUUCAAAAUUGCUGGCACUCGAAAAGGAGUUACAGCAAUUCAGUUGGAUAUAAAACCUGCUGGAAUUCCUUUAGAUAUUAUUUGUGAGAGUUUAGAGCAUGCACUUAAAGGUCGUCUUCAAAUCCUUGAUCACAUGGACCGGCAAAUUAGUGUAGCACGGACUCGAGAUGAUAGAAAUUCACCUCGUCUAGCUACCUUGAAGUACAGCAAUGACACUCUUCGCCGCUUGAUUGGCCCGCUAGGUGCUCUCAAAAGAAAAAUUGAAGAGGAAACAGGUGCACGGAUGGCUAUAAGUGACGGAAUGCUUACUAUAGUUGCUAAGAAUCAGGAGGCGAUGGAAAAAGUACAAGAAAAGGUUGACUUCAUAAUUGGCCGUGAGAUUGAGGUUGGGGGUGUCUAUAAGGGUGUUGUAACAUCAGUCAAAGAAUAUGGUGCCUUUGUGGAGUUCAAUGGUGGCCAACAAGGCCUGCUACACAUUUCUGAGUUGUCGCAUGAACCGGUCUCUCGGGUUUCAGAUGUGGUGUCCGUUGGCCAGCAGCUCUCUUUGAUGUGCAUAGGGCAAGAUGUUCGUGGUAAUAUUAAGCUAUCCCUUAAAGCGGCUUCACCUACACCUGGAGCUGAGACAAAGAAAGUGGUUGAAGAAUAUGUUCCAGUCUGCAAAGAAGCUACUAACGGUUGGGCAUCAGUUGGAAAUGUCUCUGAUGGGCAAAACCAGGAGUUCCCAGAGAGCAAAAGUGAAACUAGUGAGGCAAACUCAUAUUCUUCCUCAACCCCAGCAAUAUUAAUUCGAAGUGCUGCAGAGUGUGAUGAGGAGGAAAAAUCUUCUGGUUUGAGUCAGAGAUCAAAGAGAAGAUCUAAAACUGUGGCUUCACAAAGUAAUAGGAAGCCAAAAAAAUCUAUGCCUCAAAUUGCUGCAUCUGGUGACAACAGUGAUAAGAAAACCAAAGUUGAGAGUCUUAUUUCUACAAGAAAUCUGAAGCUUGGAACAAAGGUUACUGCCAAGGUUUAUCAAAUUCGUGCACGUGGGUUAGUUCUUGAUUUGGGUGGUGGAAUUCGUGGAAUGUAUCGGUUUAAGCAGGCAAAUGGCAAGAAGGAGUUCAGGGUAGGCGAUGAGUUGCUGGUAAAGUGUUCAAGUUUUACUAGCAAAGGGAUUCCAGUCUUGUCUUCAGUCGAUGAAUAAUAUUUACGUUGACUUUCCUUGGCAAUACAUUUUAUGCAUGGCGACUGGCUAACAUUGAUUCGAGGGAAUAUUUGUGCCAGCAGCAAGGAAGCAAAACAUGGGCACGCUAUUGCAGAACAGAGUUGAUGAGGCUAUUGAAUGUUCAGCAGGCAGCAAGGUGGAUGAAGCCUGAGCGAAUUCUUGUUAACUGGAUAAAUCUGCACUGCUGCCCUCAAUUCAACAUUAUAUCCAUACGAAGCACUCCGAACACUCACUGCAUUAUGGUUGUGAAGGGAUCUGCCAUAAGUUGAACCCAUGAUUCAGCAUUUUGAUCGACCUCAAAGUUUAGGUUAGGUAUGGCUUUUUUGCAUGUAUCCAUUGUAAAUUUUAGGUUGAACAUUAUUACUAAGAAAAUACUGCUAUAUUUGACUUGUGUCAGUGGGGUUGAUAAGGUUGCUUUCAUAUAUAUUUAAGAAGCAUUGGAGGGAACCCAGUUUUAUAAUGUUUGGAGGAUUUGGAACCAUGGCAAAUAAAGUCCAAUGGAAUCGGAAAUUUUCACAUGUUCAACCUGCUUCCAUGUUCUCACUUAUGCA